AUGACGACAGAGAUAGAACAAGUAGACGUUAUAGUGGUUGGCACAGGUAUGCAACAGUCCAUGUAUCAGCUUAAGCGCAAUCGAGAGAAGCUAUACAACAUACGUUGGAAUGGACUUAUAGCAGCGAAAACAUACCUCGAUUUUGAACCAAGUGCCAACCUUGUUCUUCUCGAUGAGCAACAAUCUAUUGGUGGGGUAUGGAGUGCAGAAAAGAUAUAUCCGAGUCUGUAUGCUCAAAUUAAAUAUGGGCUUUUCGAAUACUCCUUCUAUCCAAUGCGGCGAGAAGGUAUUAGCCCAGAUGGCUACAUAUCAGGCGAUACGAUAAACACAUACCUGAAUGACUUCGCAAAGGACUACGACCUUAUUCGUAGAACCAGAUUGCUGCACAAAGUGCUACGAGUUGACCGUGUCCCAGUGACACAGAAGUGGAGAGUAGAUAUUGACAGCAAGGCAUCCCUCGAAUGUUCCAAACUCAUUUAUGCCUCCGGGGCAACCUCGCAUCCAGUGAUACCAUCAUGGCCAACGUCGACAGGCUUCAACGCAACGAUCAUACACUCUUCAGAAACUGGGGGUCACCUAAGAGAAUUGCGAAAUCUGCGAAGAGCAACGGUUGUUGGCGCUGCAAAGUCUGCCUAUGACACAGUUUUUCUGCUUCUACAAAAUGGAGUAGCGGUUGAUUGGAUCAUUCGGGAGAAUGGCACAGGUCCGCUGGCCAUUAUGCCCCCAACGAUUCUAGGGAUAGUUAAUUCAAUGGAUGUGAUUUCAACUAGAGCCCUGGCACUGUUUGGGUCGAGUAUUAUGAAUACGAAAGGACCUGCCUAUAAGUUCUUGCAGAGAACCUGGUUAGGCAGAGCCUUCGCCAAGACAUUUUGGAAGUCUGUUAACCUAAUCGCUGAGCUGCACGCUGGAUACUCCAAGACUCCAAACGCGGCAAAGUUGAGGCCACUUCCACGCGGCAAUGGUGUAUUCUGGGCAAAUGCCGGAUUAGGUUGCGCCAGUGUACCCGAUUUCUGGAAAGUGUUUCACUCAGGGCACUGCACCGUUCACCGGACUGAAAUUGAGUCAUUGGGGGAUGAUAAUACGGUUUCUCUACAGAACGGGACCGAUAUCCAAACUGAAUACGUUAUUCUUUGUACAGGCUUUGACAAAUCAUACCAACCAUUUAGUCCGGAACUUCAGCGCCAGUUAGGCUUAGCUGCGGACGUUCAACAUAACCACUGGGCAGAUUUAGAUGCUCGCGCCGAGAUAUCUGUCGACAAUUUGUUUCCGUCUCUCGCCCGAUCGCCAGUGCCUCCAAUCACAAGUCUGCAAAACAAAAGCAACUGCACCAUCAAGGCGGAACAAGAUACCAGUAGUAAAGCUGAACAAGACGCGCCCAUGCAUGGGCCUAGCCUCCACUAUCGACGCUUGGUCGUGCCAGCCUUGGCAGCAGAGGGAGACAGGUCUAUAUAUUUUCCUGGCUUCAUUCAUACUAUCUACACACCUUUGGUAGCAGAAGUCCAGGCGCUCUGGGGUGUAGCCUUUCUACAGGGACUGGUCAACCUGCCAACACAAGAACGCAUGGAACAGGAGGUGGCUGAAUGGAACGUAUGGUGCCGAAAGAGGUACCUUGCACAAGGCAAAAAGCAUGCAUAUGCUAUCUAUGACUUUUUGUCCUACAUUGAUACGCUUCUGAAGGAUCUAGGUAUUAAUACGGUGCGCCGAAAGAAUCCCAUUUCCAAUUUGUUCCUUCCUUACUAUCCAAGUCUAUACCGAGGAUUAGUAGAGGAGUUCAAGAGGGAGAAAUCGAUAGCGCCAGAAUGUGUUGCUUUGUAG
This is a messenger RNA of Pochonia chlamydosporia 170, 1815 nucleotides long. RefSeq names its product monooxygenase. NCBI's taxonomy places the organism in Eukaryota, Fungi, Ascomycota, Sordariomycetes, Hypocreales, Clavicipitaceae. The record is from RefSeq and is a predicted model, not a curated record. The coding region runs from base 1 to 1815 and encodes 604 amino acids. The transcript is spliced from 5 exons.